Molecule: messenger RNA, 997 nt
Organism: Penaeus indicus
Lineage: Eukaryota; Metazoa; Arthropoda; Malacostraca; Decapoda; Penaeidae
Exons: 2
Coding region: 598-957 (119 amino acids)
Source: RefSeq, a predicted model, not a curated record
UCUUACACCACCACCACGCCCGCACGCACGCCCACCCUCCUCAUUCUGUGUGCCUCUCCUCCGUGUGCUUCCACGUCUCCCCGGCGUGUUGUGCGGGCGUGGACGGGCGGCGCAGGGGGCGUGUGGCCUGCUAAGCCUCCGUCGUGGCCGCUGGGGCUCGCUCUCCACCGGGCAAGUGGAUGAAGUGGAAGACGAAAUGGUGUAGGGGACGUGCGCUCUCGGCGGCCGCUCGCGAUGUGGAGAGGAGUGUGUGGCCGGGCCGAGUGCGCGGCAGUUGAAGUGAGGCCAUGUGGAGUGCAGGGGCGGCCGUGGCGCUGCUCCUGCCAUGUUGGCGCUGCCGCCUGCCAGUGGGUGUGUGUGUGUGUGCAGUGAUACAGUGAGCUUUCGAUGACCAGCGACCCUGGCCUCUGAACCACCGGUCCGAAAAGCCAUUUCCAAGGCGAGGAAUGCCUCCUGCUCGGCCUCCUUGUCCCCCCCCCUCCUCCUCCGCAGUCGCCGCCCUCGCCUUCGCCGCCGCCUUCAUCGUCCUCGCCUCCGCCGCCGCUGCCGCUGUGCCGAGAGCGGAAGGGCACUGCUCACUCCACCUCGAGGGCCACGAUGCUAGCUAGCAGCAGCAGCAUCAGCGUGUGGGCGUGGGCGUGUGGGCGGCGGGAUGGGUGUUGGCUCAUGCCCACCCGCGGCCCUGGAGUGUGUGCUCCUGCUACUGUAAUUUGCCUUGGCGAGCACGACCAGAGGACGGCGACGACGACCAUUGCGCUGACGACAGCGAUGACUAAGAGGGCGAGGACGACCCCGUCAGCCCGGCAGCCUUCCGAAACCAGCACACGGCUUGCCUGGUUGCUGAUGGUUGGCGCGGCCACCGAACCGUCGUCAACAGAGCCUGGUAAGUUGCAGAUGGAGGAGAGACGAUUAGGCUGGUAUGAGGUAAGAGAAAGAGAGGAAAUGUUAUUUUAUUGAGGGGGAGGGACUUGAAGAAGAAGGAAGAAGAAAGAAGAAG